AUGGCUGCCGGGAAGGGAGCUCUGCGGAGCCCUUCAGCUGAAAACAGAUGGCGGCUUAGUGAACCCGAGCAGGGCUGGGGCCGCAAGCCAGUGUUGCUGGAGAAAACAAACUGCCUGGGCUCUGAGGCUGCCCUGGGCAGCGGUGGCCGGGAUGAGGCCUGUGCCGAGAUGGCGCUGUCAGCAGCCCCGGGCGAGCUCAGGCUGGGAAAGCUGAGGCCCCGGAAGGCUUGCUGGGAACAGGGGCAGAGCGCCUUCAUGGAGGUGCCUCGGCUCAAGAAGAGGCUUGGGGGCAGGCAGGCCCAGGAGAGGGUGCACAGUGGCCCUGCAGCCCAGCCGGGCCCCCAGCAGCUGACCCUGGACAACCCCAGGGACCCGGCUAGCAUCACCUGCUUCUCAGUGGGGCCCAGUGGGGCCCACGGGGAGCAGAGAAGUGCCUUCAGCAAGCCAACCAGGAGUCCAGCAGGGAGACCGGGGCCAGACUCCGUCUUCCAGGCAGGCGGACCCGUAGACACCCUGGGGGAGCUGCUGGGACUCAUCAACACAGUAGAUGUCCGUUGCUGGGGUCGACUUUCCAACUCCAAGCUUCUGGUGGGUGAUUUCUGGAACCUGCAAAUGGUGCCACCAAAUGCUCGUCUCUGUGGCACUUUCCUGGGUGACCCCAUGCUGUGGCUCAAGCAUGCCACGGCCCAGAUGCCCACACCUCCGUCGUGCUCCUCCACCGCCUCUUGGGCCCUGCUGCCCCCCGCGCUCGCCUCCCUGGGCCUGUCCACCCAGAACUGGUGCGCCAAGUGCAACCUCUCCUUCCGCCUGACCUCCGACCUGGUCUUCCACAUGCGGUCCCACCACAAAAAGGAGCACGUGGGGCCCGACCUGCAUUCUAAGAGGCUGAGAGAAGAGGCCCUCACGUGCCCCGUUUGCCACGAGUACUUCCGCGAGCGCCACCAUCUCUCCCGGCACAUGACUUCUCACAGUUAA
This is a messenger RNA of Delphinapterus leucas (beluga whale), 975 nucleotides long. It is a transcript of the gene ZNF488, whose product is annotated as zinc finger protein 488. Gene Ontology annotation, cellular component: nucleus. Gene Ontology annotation, biological process: regulation of DNA-templated transcription; oligodendrocyte development. Lineage: Eukaryota; Metazoa; Chordata; Mammalia; Artiodactyla; Monodontidae. The record is from RefSeq and is a predicted model, not a curated record.